This is a messenger RNA of Cladocopium goreaui, 1785 nucleotides long. The record is from the annotation of a GenBank genome assembly. NCBI's taxonomy places the organism in Eukaryota, Dinophyceae, Suessiales, Symbiodiniaceae.
AUGGUGGAAAGCGGAUUGCCGCUGGCCAUUCUUAUGUUCUUCAACACCAUUUUUGGCAUUAUCUUUGCCUCAGCAAUGUUUUACUUCGAAGGUUCAGACUAUUCGGUGGACCCACAGUUCACCAAUAGCAGCUUUCCGACAGGUGUCUUUGUGCGUAAGGAUGCAGACGGCAACGACAUUCUGACGCCCUUUCGGUCGAUUCCUGUGGCCCUGUGGUGGGUCUUCACCACCACCACUACGGUGGGCUAUGGUGAUAUGGCCCCGACCAGCCAUACCGGACGAGCAUUAGGAGUGAUGUGCUUCUACAUAGGCAUCAUUUUUCUAGCGCUGCCCAUUGGUGUUCUUAGCUCGAACUUCGAAGCAGCCUAUGCCAGAUACCUCGACAGGAAGCACAAGAAUGCACCGAAACUCCUAGAGGUUGCUCAGGAGCACUUGAUGGUACACCAUGCAAAGAGGAUCAGCAUGUUUUACGAGCUCAAGAGAUCAGACUCGCGCUUGACCCGGAGUGCCCAGCAGGCCACCAUGCGAAUCCAAGCCGGAUAUCAUGGUAGGGAUUCCAAAUUCUACUCGACCCAGGAGGAGAAACGGAAGAAUCAGAUCGUUCUGGAUUCAGAUGAGGAAGGAGCUGUGCCAAGGAGGCCAAAAGGCGGCGGCGCCACCACGGCCACCAUGGCCACCGCGGCCACCACGGCUUCGCCCCCCGAGGAUCUACCAGAGCCUCAGAGUGAGAGCCUCUUAGAGAACCAGGAGGACCGGCUGAACUUGGAACGCGCGGCGAGCGCGUUUCUACGGAACAGAGGCUACGUCAUCGAAGAUGCCCACAGUGACGUAGCUUUGAAAGUCCAACAUCGCUGCCGUGCCUUCCACAAAGUUGCGCAGUGGGCAAGCUCCACCGUGCCUCCAGUUCUCGACGAACUGCUCUCCGCCCUUGGACCUUUAGCCUCAGUGGUCUCCACUGAACUGACACGAGUGGAGGGCGAAGGCAGUGCGAAGCGCUUCAAUGCCAGGUACCAGGAUCUCUUGCGUCGAGACCGGCGGCGGGCCAAGAGCGACAGCAGCGAGGGCAAACGCGAAGUCUUCAUGUCGCAGCUGUCGCAUCACCUGCUUUUAAGCUACCUUGGGCGUCCAGACAUGACGAGUUUGCUGGAUAUCUUCUUUGAUACCGUGCGUGUGAAGCACGAGCAGCAACCCACCAGCUCAGCUCUCUUCUGCGAAACGGCUCUCACUGUGUCCGCGGAUGACAAGUCAAAGAAGAGAAAAACCACGUCCUCCAAGACAGUGCCGCUACCCUCCAAGCCUACAGCCGUCCAGGAUGAGUUGCAUCGUCCGGCCUCCAUCGUUUCGCUGCUGCUUGACACAGCUCCGGAGGUCCCGGUGCAUGUGGGAAGCAUCUCCGAUGACCAACGCUUCUGUGCCGCGGGGUGCGAUCGUGACGUGAGGAUCUUCCAUGCUGACUCUCGUUGGGGCCCUUCCUUAGACUCCACGGUGGGACUGAAAGGUCAGCGGCUAGGGUGCCACGGCGGCCGUGUGCUGUCAACGGCUUUUUCCCCAAACUCCGAACUCCUUCUAAGCGGAGGACAAGAUGGAUGCAUCCAGCUGUGGAAUACGCGCAGCAGCACUUUGGCAUUGUCCUACCGACAGGCGGAUCCUGUGUGGUGUGUGGACUGGGCGCCACUGGGGCACUACUUCGUAACUUCGGGGAAGGAUGGUGAGGCUCUCCUCUGGAGCGCAGCCCGCAGCGGCGAGCCGCUAAGCAUCUCGGCGAGGUCAGAGCUGGGUGUUUGA